AUGAGCCAACCAGACAUUUCAACCAUUAUUAUCAUAGGAGCAGGACCAGGAGGAUUAUCUUUGGCCCAAUCGAUUCAAAAGAAUCAUAAUUCACCUGAAAAGAAAUUUAAUAUAAAAGUAUUCGAGCGAGAGACAACACCUCAAGAGCGAUGGCAAGGGUGUUUCAUCUCUUUAAAUUCACAAGGCGUAAGAUGGUUAUUGAAAUGUAUCCCAGAAUCGGUCACGAACCGUCUUCACGAAGCGAUUCCAGAUCCUAUAAUUGACCUUGAGACACAGAAUAUAUAUUUUUGUGAUCAUAAAGGCUCGCUUUUACUAAAAUCACCUGCCUUUAAAUUUAAAAAUUUUCAUGAAUUUAGUAAAUUGAAAAGUGAAUUUACCGGUUUUUCAACUUAUAGGGAUAGAUUAAGAGACUUAUUGUUAGAAGGUAUUGACGUACAAUGGGGAAAGAAAUGUAUUGGAUACGAAGAAGAUGAGGAAGGAGUUUGUGCAAUCUUUGAAGACGGAUCUAGGGUUAAGGGUGAUUUCUUGAUUGGCGCAGAUGGAAUUAAUUCUCCAAUUCGCAAACAGAAAAUUCCCGAGCUGAAGAUGCAUGAUAUUGGUAUUACCGAUUUUAUCGUAGAUGUCUUUCCCAAAAAAGGAUUGGUGGAUCGAUUGAAUGCGAUUACCGGAAAAUCUAUCAUGAAAGUAACAAUUGGUACAAAUGGAGAUUGUAUGGGAUGUAUAUAUCGUUAUAUUCCAGUCGAUUACUCAGACUUAAAUAAUGAACCACGUUAUCGAAUGUCAAUGGGAUAUUCAUAUCUAACCGAAAAAAAUGGAGUUGAUUAUAAAGCUGACGACCUGCCAACGACUAAAUUACCCAAUGAUGAUGAAGUGUUGGAUGAGAUCAAAAGAAGAAUUAAAGAACUUAGACCCGAAGGAGAACUAACAUCAAUCAUGCUCGAGUUAUGGGAUUUAGUAAAAACGAGGAAUGAAAUUAAUAAGGAACAAAAGUACCCUCAUAAAGCACAUUAUCCGCUUAUUAGUAGGCAAUUAAAAGAUCUCGAUCCAUUAUCUGUUAAAGAAUGGGAAACUACAAGAGUUACAUUGAUAGGUGAUGCGGUUCACGCAAUGAAUCCAUGGUUGGCAUUAGGUACCAAUAGUGCGAUUGAAGAUGCAUUUUAUCUUUCCGAGGCUUUUGGGAAAUUGAAUAAGGAUAAUUGGAAAGAAAACAUCAACCAUUAUGAAAAAGAAAUGAGAACUCGUACAUCCAAGUAUGUGAUUAUGUCAAGAAAAGCAAUGUUACGUGAUCAUGAACACCAUCAUACCUUUAUAGGAAUCCUUUUUAGAAAUUUUAGACUCAAGUUUUUAAGUAAAGUUAUGAGUAUCGUUGCUUGGUGGAAGGGUGAUGAACAUGAUUAA
Messenger RNA from Funneliformis mosseae, 1398 nucleotides. NCBI's taxonomy places the organism in Eukaryota, Fungi, Glomeromycota, Glomeromycetes, Glomerales, Glomeraceae. The record is from the annotation of a GenBank genome assembly.